AUGGACAAAAGCCUGGCUUGGAAGCCCGGCAUAUUAAUGCGAGCCUAUGUGCCAAAAGAAUAUUUACAUCUGAUUGAUAGACGUCAUGUUGAGAGAAAGAAUUGCGCUGAUUUGUAUAACAAAGGUAUAAGACAAAAUGGAGUUUACAGGAUUGAUCCAGACGCCAAAGGCAGCUUCAAUGUUUCCUGUGAUAUGACGACAUUUCGUGGAGAAUGGACAGUGUUUCAACGUCGUCGUGAUGGCAGUGUUGAUUUCUACCGAGGAUGGCAAGAUUAUAAGCAUGGCUUUGGUGAUUUGAACGGAGAAUUCUGGCUUGGACUAGACAAAAUCUACAGACUUACAAUUGCUUCUAAGAACGAGCUGCGUAUCGACAUGGAAGAUACUUCCACGAACAAGAAAUACGCAGAAUAUGAUUUCUUUGCUGUUGCUAAUGAGAGCCAGAAAUAUCAACUUAGUCUUGGCACUUACACUGGUACUGCAGGAAAUUCCUUCUCGCACCACAAUGGUAUGGCGUUCUCCACAAAAGAUUCCGACAGUGAUAAGUUUAAUACAAAUUGCGCUGUGCAAUUCAAGGGUGCCUGGUGGUAUAAUAAGUGUCAUUUAUCAAAUCUCAAUGGUCUGUAUCGUCAUGGUGCGCACAAAUCAUAUGCUGAUGGUAUCAUUUGGCAUUCAUGGGAAGAUUAUUUCUAUUCCCUGAAAAGUACAUCGAUGAAAAUCCGCCCGCAGUCAUUUCAUAGUACAAGAAAUGCAAGGAAAUAG
Dendronephthya gigantea is the source of this 759-nucleotide messenger RNA. Its product is annotated as ryncolin-2-like. The record is from RefSeq and is a predicted model, not a curated record. The coding region runs from base 1 to 759 and encodes 252 amino acids. The transcript has 3 exons. Lineage: Eukaryota; Metazoa; Cnidaria; Anthozoa; Malacalcyonacea; Nephtheidae.